This is a messenger RNA of Schistosoma turkestanicum, 1419 nucleotides long. The record is from the annotation of a GenBank genome assembly. Lineage: Eukaryota; Metazoa; Platyhelminthes; Trematoda; Strigeidida; Schistosomatidae.
AUGCGGGAGCAGUUUAAAGCUGGAAAGCGUUCACUUUCGAAUAAACGUCAUGCUUAUCGACGACAUUAUUCCAGUAAACGCAUUCACGGCGUACGCAUUGGUCACGCCAAUCCCAAGUUGAUUCGUGACGAAGUGAACUUUCUGUGUAAUCGCACUGUCGAAUUUAUGGAGUCUGGUGAAACGUGUAACUUGAGCGUUAUGGAAUUAGCCAGACAAAGUAUCUAUUUCGAACGUGUUCUAAAAUAUCACAGUGGAAAGCGGAAUAUACAACUACCGGAAUUUCUAAAGGCUGGCUUCCCUUCAAUUGUAGAAUUCAUACGUGCAGGUGCUACAGAAAUUAAUUCCGACAAUGUUUAUAGUAUAUUCAUUGCAGCGGAUUUUCUCCUCAUACCCAGAUUGAAAGAACAAUGUGCAAAUCUACUGAAACAGAUUGCGACCACCGACUUUUCUACUGCAAUCGAUAUAUGGUCAAAUUGUAAAUCAUUCUACUGGCCUGAACUAGGCAACAUGGCGUAUCAAGUGAUUUUAGACAAUUUCGAAAACAUAUGGCACACAUCGGACUUCGAAGAACUAAGUGCGAACGACAUUCGUCAGAUUCUACACGAAGACACUUUGAAUUGUAAAAAUGAAUUGAAUGUGUUCCACGCUAUUGUUCAGUGGAUUAGUAGGGAUUUCGAAACACGGAUUCAAUAUAUACUAGAAUUGUUGUUGUGCAUCCGAAUUGGAUUGUUGUCAAACGUCGAUGUGGAUGAUAUGAAGAAGCACGAGUUGAUUCGAGUUAUUCCAGAAUAUUCGGAUCUAUUGAAUGAGUGGCCGAAAUGUUUAACAACCACUAAUAAUCGUAUUAUCAAUGCAUAUGGACAACGAUUUGUUACACCGAGACUGCCACAUUUGAACCUCCAACAAAACCACACAAUUGAUGCGUGUUGUCCUGUUUGAGUGUCAUCACGACUGAUUGAUUCUGUCAUCAAUAUCAUCAUCAUUCGAUUGUCGUUUGAGGAGAACUACUGCCAGUGUGACUACUUCUUAUAUGGAGAAGGUGCGAAGAUCACUCACCUCUCUAGUGUACAUCGAUUGACAAACACAAUACAAAUUCGUCGAAUCACAAAACGAAAUCAGGAAAUAAUUUCGAAACUUUGCAUCCAAUGAAGAUCACAAAGAACAAAAGUGAGAGGGACAACACCGAUGAGAACUAUCGAGGUGGUUGUCAAUCAAUCGCUCAAAACUCUGCAACUGUGUGUGAUUUGUAUUCACAUCUGAUGAAGCAUUACAGGGAUUCCUAAUCACAUAAUAUAGUAAAUGUGUGUGUUCGCAAAGUGGGUUGUUGAAUUAUUAUGAUUACUAUUUCUAAAUAUAACUCGAUUCGAUGCAACAAGUGUGGCUGUUAAUCUAACUGUAAAAAUCGUAUGAAGAGUGGGG